UCCGCCUCCCCCGGGGCUCCCUCAGGUUCCGCCUCCCCGGGGCUGUGGUUCGCACUCUGCAGCCUCUGCACCGGCCUCUUCCUCCGGGUCGCUCCCGCAGUCCUCCGCCAUGUCUGCCCGCUCUGCUCUCCCACACCCGCGGGUCACCGAUUACCCGUCGGUCAAGUCCGGUCACAGGUGUCCCCGCCCAGGCAGAGAUUCAUCCAAUCCCACGAGUGUCAUCUCUUCAGUCCACGCCCCUCCACCAAUCACAAUUAGGAAGCUCCAUAUAGGCCCCGCCCCCUUCACGGGAAACUUUCUCAUCUCCGGGGAUGAUCCUCACAACUUCUAGCCCCGCCCAUAAACACGCGGUGGUCACGCCUACUAACCCUCUUUUCUCUUUGAAUCCAAGUUGUAGCCCCGCCUCCUGCAUAAGACACGCCCACUACGCCAGGCAUCCAAUCGUUCAGCGGAUUCGUCUGGUACUUUACUGUGUUUUACUGGGAUAUGUAGUCCUGUCACAGUGGCCAUGUGCUCAGUGACGUCAAUGUGGGGGCGGGGUUUUAGCGACGUAAAAGUCGCGGAUUGGUUGAGAAGUUCUGGCGGAAAUUGUUGGCUCCCGGUGAUUGAUUCCAGCUGAAGUAACAUGACCGGGAAACGGAGACCACCGAGGAAUGUUCCGGGGGGCGGAGGGCGGAGCUUGUCCUGGCGUAAGCAGAAGUCAGUCCUGAUCCAUGAAGCUCUGACCCAGGACCCUGUGGAUGUGGAGACCCUGCGGGCGGCAGCGGUCACUGAGGGUGGGCUCCUCGGUCAGGAGGUCCGGCGCAGGGUGUGGCCCAAACUACUCAACAUCAAUGUAUUCUCCCUGCCUGCCAAACCAGGACCCGCCAUCCGCACCAAUCACCGCGAUUAUAACCAAGUGCUGAUGGACGUCAGACGCUCGCUCAGGAGGUUUCCUACCGGAAUGGCGUCGGAGGAGCGUUCGGUGUUGCAGGAGCAGCUGAUAGACAUGAUCCUGUACGUCCUCCGCUCUCACCCUGAGCUGCACUAUUACCAGGGUUACCAUGAUGUGGCAGUGACACUACUGCUGACUGUUGGCCUCCGGCUGGGCACCGCCAUGCUACAGACACUCUCUACACACCAUCUCCGAGACUUCAUGGACCCCACGAUGGAGCGAACCCGCUGUGUCCUGAGCUACCUGAUGCCGCUGAUCCAGAGCGAGAGCCCCGCACUGCACGACUUCCUGCUCAGGUCAGAAGUCGGCUGUAUUUUCGCUCUCAGCUGGUUGAUCACAUGGUACGGACACGUCCUCAGCGACUUCCACAAAGUCCUCCGUAUGUACGACUUCUUCCUGGCGUCUCAUCCCCUGACUCCUGUCUAUUGUGCCGCACAGAUGGUGCUGUUGCGGGAGGAUGAGGUCCUGCAGGGUGACUGUGAUCUCCCCACUGUCCAUCAGCUUCUGUCCACGAUCCCCAACGACUUCCCGUAUGAGACCCUGAUCGCCCGCACCCACAGUUUGUUCCAGAGACACCCCCCGACCCAGCUGGAGCGGCAGACGUCUCUACAGCGGCUAAAGAGUAUCUCGUCGUCGUCGUCCUUCCGCUCCCUGCAGAUCUCCAGCGCCCAGCAGCGCCCGGACUUCGUGCUCCGUCAACAGGUGACCCCAACAAGUGACGUGCUGCCCGUCCGCUCACAGAACACCCUUGUGAAGCUGGCUGUAUGGGGGAUCUCUGCCUCCCUGGGGGCUGCUGCUCUGGCGGUGACUCAGACUGCUAUGGAGUGGGGCCCCGAUUUACUGCUGGGACUAUUCUGAGGCUCCAUGGCAGCUACAAGUGAAAAGCAUAACAGAGGAGGCCCGACCAGAGGGGGCGGGGAGUGGGAAGAGCAAA
Molecule: messenger RNA, 1868 nt
Organism: Hyla sarda
Lineage: Eukaryota; Metazoa; Chordata; Amphibia; Anura; Hylidae
Product: TBC1 domain family member 20-like
Exons: 8
Coding region: 626-1792 (388 amino acids)
Biological process (GO): endoplasmic reticulum to Golgi vesicle-mediated transport; positive regulation of GTPase activity
Cellular component (GO): endoplasmic reticulum membrane
Molecular function (GO): GTPase activator activity
Source: RefSeq, a predicted model, not a curated record